AUGCUGGAAAAGUCACUCCACAGGAAAAAUAAGGAAAAGCCAUGGCAUUCACCUAUCAAACUUUUAAUGGUGUUCGUCUUAUACGCCACUUUGGCUGUUUUAUACUGGUACGCAAAGUUGCCAUCCGCUGACUUCGACUUUGGGAGCCACAAUGACUUAUCUGCCCCAGAACCACAGCAACAAGUCCAGGAAUUUUAUCAGGUGCCACAAACACAGAUGUUUCACUUGAAGCACGUGUUCCAUCACGGCGCAGGCAAGAACCACCGCAUUCAUCGCCGCUUGGAUAUCACUUCUGAAUUCUUGCGAAAGCACGAGAAGCAGUUGGAACAACUAGCCACUGAAAGCGCCAGUGGUGAAUCCCAAGCGAUACAACAAAACUCUAACGGGUUCGAUUUGGAGGAGGUGGUGGCCCAGAACGACUGGCCUCGUGCCAAAAAGGGCAAGAACCCAUGGACCAUUGGGCUCCCUGUCAAGGAACGCUCACAACGGGCCAAGGUUACCAGACUAACCGAGAGACACACGCCGGGGUUCCUUGACUCGUAUCUUGAGUAUGCAAUGAAAGUAAAGGGCAAUAGCGCCAAAUUGAACAAAAUUGGGCUCGAAUGGGAUCCGGAGGCUGAUAUCCGUGUUCCGGAUGUCCAUGAUAAAGAUACGCUAAUUUCUCUUGCAUUGGUGUCUUCCAAUGCAUAUGUGAGGUUGCCCCAGAAUGACGAUGAUAAGAAGCAUCUGGACUGGAUCGAUGUUGGUGACCCAUGGAAUCCUGAUGAUGACCACCACGACGUCAACUUUGGAUGGGAUGAAGAGGGACUCCGUGGCCACAUUUUCGUCAGUAAUGACUCCAAAACAGUUAUCAUCGGCAUUAAAGGUACAUCAGGAGCAGGCCUCCCAGGUGGAGGUUCUGACGAGACAGCAAACAACGAUAAGAUAAAUGACAAUUUGCUCUUUUCGUGCUGCUGUGCCCGCGUGGGCUACAUGUGGACCACAGUAUGUGACUGUUACGAGAAAACUUACACUUGCAACCAAGACUGCUUGGAAAGCGAGCUUCUCCGCCAGGACAGAUACUACCAGGCUACCCUUGACUUGUAUCGGAAUGUCACGGAGUUAUACCCUCCAGACAAGACAGACAUCUGGGUGACUGGACAUUCCUUGGGUGGAGCAUUGGCUUCCCUCUUAGGUCGUACAUAUGGUUUACCUGCCGUUGGAUUUGAGGCUCCCGGUGAAAUGUUGGCAACCAAGAGACUACAUCUUCCACAAGCACCAGGAAUUCCUAAGCAUUUGGAGCAUAUUUGGCACAUUGGAAACACUGCAGAUCCUAUUUUUAUGGGAGUAUGCAAUGGAGCAUCAUCUUCGUGCAAUAUGGCUGGUUAUGCUAUGGAGACUACAUGCCACACGGGGCAGAUUUGCGUUUAUGAUGUGGUUACUGAUAUGGGAUGGCAUGUGAACUUGCUCAACCACCGUAUCCAUACCGUGAUUGAUGACAUCAUCUUGGCAUAUAACGAGACUGCUAAAUGUGUUGAGCAGCCACCUUGUCGGGACUGUUUCAAUUGGCGGUAUACCAGUCACGACGACACAGAGCCUGACGAGCCCAAGCUCCCGCACCCGUUGAAACCACGUCCCAGCACUACAACUCGAAAGUCCACAUCCAGCUCGCUGUCUGGAAGUAUUCCCCUGCUGAGCACUACGGAGAGCACUAAGCCCACAGAAAGUGAGAGACCAAAGAAAUGUUUGGAGAGAACAUGGUAUGGGUGGUGCCUGAAAUGGGGAAACGACGAUGAAGAGUAG
This is a messenger RNA of Sungouiella intermedia, 1782 nucleotides long. The record is from the annotation of a GenBank genome assembly. NCBI's taxonomy places the organism in Eukaryota, Fungi, Ascomycota, Pichiomycetes, Serinales, Metschnikowiaceae.